This is a messenger RNA of Exophiala spinifera, 951 nucleotides long. RefSeq lists its product as uncharacterized. The transcript is spliced from 3 exons. The record is from RefSeq and is a predicted model, not a curated record. Bases 1 to 951 code for a protein of 316 amino acids. NCBI's taxonomy places the organism in Eukaryota, Fungi, Ascomycota, Eurotiomycetes, Chaetothyriales, Herpotrichiellaceae.
AUGCUUCCCGACCCAGUUCAAGUACGGAUUCCACACAAUUACACCAACCUACCGGUCAAGGACAUCAGAGUGUCACAUUAUCCUGAGAAUGCCAGUGAAGCUACACCGAUAAUAGUCAUCACGCUCAACCGCCCUAAACAAGGCAAUGCAUUCACUCUUCAAAUGGUGCAGGACUUCGAGCUCGUCUACCCAAUGCUAGAUCUCGAUGAACGAGUCAAAACCGUUGUGAUUACCGGGGCAGGCAAGAUGUUCUGCGCUGGUGCCGACCUCGAUAUCGGAUUUCCAAGCGACGGGGCUGAAGAAAGGUUGACCGACAAGCGUGAUCCAGGCGGCCGCUUGAAUUUGUGCAUAUACCGCUGUCGCAAGCCAACAAUUAUGGCCAUGAACGGUCCCGCUGUGGGUCUCGGAAUGACAAUGGGUCUGUCUGCGGCGAUAAGGAUCGCUCACGCUUCAUCAAAAUACGGCUUUGUCUUUGCCAGGCGAGGCAUUACCAUGGAAUCGAACAGCUCGUUCUUCUUGCCCAGGCUCAUUGGAUACUCCAACGCCGUUUACCUCUUGACCACAGGUGACGUCUACCGAGGAGACUCGAAGCAUUUCGGGAGCUUAUUCCAAGAGGUCGUUGAGAAACAAGAAGACGUGCUGAAGAGAGCUUUGCAACUGGCAGCGAACAUAGCCGACAAGACAAGCAUCAUGGCCAGUUUUCUGAAUCGUGAAUUGAUGUGGAGAGGCAAACCCACGGCAGAGGAGACCCAUCUUCUUGAUAGUGCCGUGCUUUAUCAUAUGUUCGCGAACAGAGACUGUCAAGAAGGUGUGCAGAGCUUCCUUGAGAAGCGUGAGCCAAGAUUCUCAGCCACCCUGGAGAAGGACGGACCUCCGUUCUACCCGUGGUAUAGCGAGGUCGAUACUGGCUCAAGGCCGCGCAUUCAUCCUUCGAGCAAGCCCAAAUUGUGA